Pseudocercospora fijiensis CIRAD86 is the source of this 1288-nucleotide messenger RNA. RefSeq lists its product as uncharacterized. NCBI's taxonomy places the organism in Eukaryota, Fungi, Ascomycota, Dothideomycetes, Mycosphaerellales, Mycosphaerellaceae. Gene Ontology annotation, cellular component: nucleus. The annotation marks the transcript as partial. The record is from RefSeq and is a predicted model, not a curated record. Gene Ontology annotation, molecular function: chromatin DNA binding. The transcript has a single exon.
AUGCCUGUGCACACCCCACACAUCAAGACAUCCGCCUUACCGCAAGGCUCGCCUACCCAAGCGUCGCCUGCGCGCUCUACGCCCGGCUCAGCAGCGAAGCCACCGGUUGUGAAGGCCUUACCAACUGUACGCGACCACACGACUGACCAACUCGGACCGGAAGGAGACGAAUACAUACCUCGUGAAAUUGAUGUCGACGGAGAGACCAAGGUCUCCAAGGACGGAUACCCUCUCGACGGCCGUAGAUACAAAUGCCGGACAUUCCAGGUCCCCAACCGGGGCGAGAAGCUCUUCAUGCUUGCGACCGAGUGCGCACGCGUGCUAGGAUACAGAGAUUCAUAUCUUCUAUUCAACAAGAAUCGUUCGUUGUUCAAGAUCAUUGCGAAUCAACAGGAGAAAGACAACCUAAUUCACCAAGAAAUACUCCCUUAUUCUUAUCGAUCGCGACAAAUUGCCAUCGUCACGGCAAGAUCCAUGUUUCGACAAUUUGGAGCUCGUUUGAUCGAGGGUGGUAGACGCGUUAGAGAUGACUACUGGGAAGCCAAGGCCAGGAAGCAAGGCUUCACCGAGGAAGACCCAGCUGGAGAGAAGCGACCAGGAGCAGCCAAGGCCAGGGAACAGGCUGCUGCUGAGGCCGCCGCACACACUCAUGCUCUUACUUCGCUGCCGCAGGGAGAGAUCAUCUACAGCAAUGCGCCAGGUAUUGACGGAGGCCCGCCAGGCAUGGGCCCCGUCUCACUGGCGCCGCUUCCCAUGAUCCAUCUCCCUAGUGAGGACCUCCGAGCCAGCGUCGCAGGAGCGAAUGUCAUCAGACCGAGACAGGAACUUACAGGACCACCAUACAUCGACCGUACACAGUCCAGUGGUACGGCAGAAAUCAUGAGUCAAGCGGCCGGCGCUGCUGAGUAUAACAAGCAGCUGGCAGCACAGAGAGAUCAUCGUUUUGGCUAUUUGGACAAUUAUUGGAAAAGACCACAUGAGCAGCCCACCACAGAGAGUUCAACCGAGCAGGCGACGAGUAGCACAGUCGCCCCUCAAACCAUGCAGAGUCCACAGGCCGUUGCAGGUAUUGGUCAGCAUCGUCAGCAGGAAUCGAUUUCACACUCUGGCUCGCAGAUGCUACAGCAAAAUUAUCCCAACUAUCAGAACCAGCAGAACCCGAUGGCAUCUCCUGUUCAGGCGGCAAUGCAACGUCAAACGAAUGCCAUGCAAGGGUCUCCAAUGGGCAUGGGCGGUCAUCGACAAACGCCUUCUUAUGGCGGAUAUAACCCCAGCCAGAUGUGGCCAC